This is a messenger RNA of Trichoderma harzianum CBS 226.95, 711 nucleotides long. RefSeq lists its product as hypothetical. The transcript has a single exon. NCBI's taxonomy places the organism in Eukaryota, Fungi, Ascomycota, Sordariomycetes, Hypocreales, Hypocreaceae. The record is from RefSeq and is a predicted model, not a curated record. The annotation marks the transcript as partial.
AUGCCUUGCCUGCACAACCAUCACCAACCGCCUCACAACCACCACUCUCGUGACUUUCAUGACGGCGAAAUGUCGUCCUCUGCAGCCAUCGGUCUGGCUGUUGGCCUCACUCUCAUCGCAGUAAUCAUCGCUGCUCUCAUCUACUGUUGGUGCUGGCGCCAACAUGACCGGCACAAGAAGCAUCGCCGGCAAAACUCUCACCAUCGCGAUAAUCACGCCAAUGGAUGUACAACAACCCAGGCGGAACAGAAGCAGAAAAGACAGGAUGGCAGCACGCAGACCGAACAGGCCCCUCCACCGCCAAAGGCGCCCCUAUCAGUUCAUCACCAUCAGCAUGAUGACAAGCAUUUCCACGGAGACCACUACCAUGAACACCUCCACGAAGGCGAUCAUAUCCUAGACUGCCCUGAUCACAAUAUUGACCCAAUUAUUCACGACGAUUCCCGUCAGAACAGCCACGGCCACCAUCGUCAUCGUCACAGCCAUCAUCGCUUUCACCGCACCCAUCAAAUCCUCCUUCCUCGAGACCCCAUUGCCGAGUUUGAGAAUCUUAUAAGCCCUCUUUCCCCUGGAAUCUCAGACGCCACUCGUGCAGAUUUGGAAGCCAUUCUCAACGGUCUCGAUAUCCCGCUACCAAACGAGCCCGUCCGAACGAAUAGUCGUACUAAUGUAAAUGUGGAUGAACAAGCUGCACGCCACGAGGAAGAGUCA